AUGAGUAAUAUCUAUAUACAAGAACCAGCGACUCGUGGGAAGGUUGUUCUCGAUACAACUGUUGGUGACAUUGAAAUUGAACUCUUCUCGAAAGAAUGUCCCUUAGCAUGUCGAAAUUUUGUACAAUUAUGUAUGGAUGGCUAUUAUGAUAAUACCAUUUUUCAUCGCGUUGUGCCAAACUUUAUUGCUCAAGGCGGUGACCCAACCGGCACAGGUGAAGUACACGAACCGGCAUCCGGUGAAUUCUUUGCUGAUGAAUUUCACACACGAUUACGUUUUAAUCGGCGUGGUCUACUUGGUAUGGUCAAUCAAGGACCGAACACGAAUGGUAGUCAAUUCUUUUUUACAUUGGGUCCUGCAGCUGAAUUGGAUAAGAAGAAUACAUUGUUCGGAAAAGUCGUCGGUAAUACUUUAUUCAAUAUGCUAAAACUAGGUGAAGGUGAAAUUAUCGAAGAAGUGCCUGUGUAUAAACACAAAAUUAUCAAAGCAGAGAUUAUCUCAAAUCCGUUCGAUAAUAUGGUAGCACGUUCUCGAUCGAAACCACAAGUCGUCGAUAAUGAAGAAGAGAAUAAAAAAUCCAAAUCAGUUGUAUCUGCUAAAGCCGUCAAAAACUAUGGUUUGUUAUCAUUUGGAAAUGAAGCCGAAGAAGAUGAAGAAGAAGUUACGAAAGUUUCCAUGCAAUUUAAACAGAAAGGAUCGGGGAAAAAUCAGGAUGACGAUGAAAGUGAUGAAGAGUUACCGAUUGAGAAACAAAUCGCUAAAUCAAAAGCGAAGACUGAUGAUGAUUAUGAUAAAGAGGAACUUAAUCGAGUACGGCAAAAGCUCAGUGGAAAAAAAUUAGCAGUGCAAGAAAAGAAAAAAGCAGUUGCACUUGAUGUGGAUGAUGAUGAAGAAGAUGAUCCAUCAAUGAAUUCUAAAUCAAAAUCAGAAGAAGCCGUAAAAUUAGAAAUCGAACGAGUGAGAAAAGAGUUGAAACAAAUGAAAAAAGCAUCGACAAUAGACAAAGCAUCGGCAGCGACUAAUCGACAGGAAAAAGAACCUACUCCACCACCUCUUCAACCGGCUACUGCCGAUACUUCUGUACUACUAGAUGAACUAAUGGCUGGUACUAGACGAAAUGCCAAAACGAAUCAAAAUCGCCAAUCGAACUCCAGAGAAUCCCAAACACUUGAUCUCUUGGCAAAAUUUCGAGCGAAACUGCAUGCCGCUAAGGACGAACCGACGAAUGAAUCAGUAACGGAAACUGUCGUAGAACAAACAGCUGACAAUGUGGACGAUCAAUUUUUGAAACAUCGUUUCGUUUCCGAAGAACUUCUUGAUAAUGUUCAAGAUAUUUACACGAAUGCGGACUUAUUAACUGUGUAUGAUCCAAGAAAUCCCAUGACAAAACGACGACGUGACGAAAGUAGCGCACUACUUCAUCAGAAGAAACAUAAAGGACGUACCUAG
This is a messenger RNA of Adineta ricciae, 1449 nucleotides long. The record is from the annotation of a GenBank genome assembly. Lineage: Eukaryota; Metazoa; Rotifera; Eurotatoria; Adinetida; Adinetidae.